GUUAUACACAGUAGUUUUUUUCCAGAAUCGUGCAUCAAAUGCUCUUGCAAAAAUGGUGUCUAAAGGACCUCAAAUCUUUUCUCUUAACCUGCAAAGACACAUUUUCCAUUUCCAAAAUCCACGCUUUGGUUAUCACAUCCGGUUUCUUCUUCACCAACGGAACUUCCGCCGCACUUCUGAUAACACACUAUGCCCGAACAGGAGACACUGAUUCAGCCCACAAACUGUUCGACGCUUUGCCUCUGAGAGGCAUCGAUUCUUGGAAUGCUCUGCUCAUUGGGUACUCCCGUGGAAAUAACCCUCUUGAAGUAAUAAACGGUUACAAGAAGAUGAGUUUGGAAUCAGUCAAGCCCGAUAGCUCGACUUUCACUGUAGCCAUCAAAGCCUGCACUAGCUUGUUGGACUUGAAAUCGGGCGAGGAAAUUUGGGGAAACGCGGUCGAACGUGGGUACGAAGAUGACAUUUUUGUGGGUUCCUCUGUCUUGAAUUUGUUCACUAAGUGUGGGAAAAUGGAUGAGGCAAUUAGUGUGUUCGAAAUGAUGAGUAAAAGGGAUGUCGUUUCUUGGAGCACAAUGAUCGCGGGAUUGGUGAAGGUUGAGAGGCCCAAAGAGGCAAUUGCUUUCUAUAGAAGAAUGCGUAAAGAGGGGUUCGAAGGCGAUAAAGUUGUAAUGUUGGCUCUUAUACAAGCUUGUUCUAAUAUCGAAGACUUGAAAAUGGCCUACUCGUUGCAUGGAUACAUUACUAGGAGGUGUUUUUACAUGGAUGUUGUGGUCCAGACGAGCCUUAUAGAUAUGUACGCCAAGAAUGGGAAAUUAGACAUUGCUUCUGCCCUUUUCAGGACAAUGGGUUGCAAGAAUGUUGUCUCUUGGAGCACUUUGAUUUCCGGAUACGCGAAAAACGGGUAUGCUAGUAAUGCACUCGAAUUAUUAAUAGAAAUGCAGAGUUGCAGUUUUGAGCCGGACUUCGUUUCUCUCAUUAGUGCAAUUCUUGCGUGUUCUCAAAUUGGUUCGACGAUAUUGGGUAGGGAAAUACACGGAUAUAUUCUCCGUAGAUUUGUUUUGAAUCAAAUUCUCGUGACUUCUCUCAUCGACAUGUAUGCAAAAUGUGGAUCUUUGUUACACGCACAUUUGUUGUUCGAAAGAAUGAGUGAUGGAGAUUUAAUACAUUGGAAUACUAUUAUUGCGAGUUAUGGGGCCCACGGGAAAGGAAAGGAGGCUCUCUCGAUUUUCCGUAAAAUGAUCGAGACGAAUACGAAACCCGAUCACGUGACUUUCGCGUCUCUUUUUUCAGCACUGUCUCAUUCCGGAUUAGUCGAAGAAGGGCGUUUUUGGUACAAUGCAAUGAUUAAGGAUUACAAAAUUGAGCCGAUGGAGAAACAUUAUGUGAGUUUGAUCGAUCUUUUAGCACGAGGUGGAAGAGUUGAGGAAGCUUUGAGUUUGAUUGAAUCGAUGAAAUGCGAACCUGGGAUUGGUGUCUGGGUGGCUCUUCUAUCGGGUUGUCUUAACCAUAAGAAGUUCUUGAUUGGUGAGGUGGCGUCGAAGAAGAUUCUAGAACUAAAGCCGGAUAAUAAUCCGGGGGUUUAUACACUUGUUUCGAAUUUCUUUGCUGCUGCAGGAAAGUGGGAUGACGUGGCACUUGUGAGGAAGAUGAUGAAAAGCGAAGGAAUGAAGAAAAUUCCGGGUUAUAGUGUUGUUGAAGUCAAUGGAAAAGGCCAUGCUUUUCUUGUGGAAGAUAAAUUUCAUACUCAAUAUGAAGAUAUUUUGAAGGUUUUGGAAGUAAUUGAGUUUGAAAUGAGAGAUAUUUGUUAUUUAGCUAAGAUAAAUCUGUUUUAAAAGUUUCUGCAAAUACGAUUUUUCAGUAAAUACGAAAAAAGUCAUCAUAUUUGUCGAUAACAUCAUUCAAGAACCGGAAAAUCUCUACCUUAGUAACCGUCAAAAAGUCGUAAUUCGUUUGUUGUCAAAACAAAAAAAA
Erythranthe guttata (spotted monkey flower) is the source of this 1971-nucleotide messenger RNA. NCBI's taxonomy places the organism in Eukaryota, Viridiplantae, Streptophyta, Magnoliopsida, Lamiales, Phrymaceae. The record is from RefSeq and is a predicted model, not a curated record.